GAUGGGACUUGGUCUCCGCGUUGAAAAAAGAAACUGUCCCGGACUCGUAACUGAGAUAAACUCCCACCCUCCCGGGGAUGGGACCGGCAGGGAGACGGGACUCAGGGGAGGGUCAGUGGUGCUGUGAGGAUUACAUUCCUGGACUUCUCUAGUGCCUUUAACACCAUCCAGCCCAGGAUCUUAAGGCACAAACUAACGGAGAUGGGAAUAGACUCACACAUGGUGGCUUGGAUAACGGACUACUUGACAGACAGACCUCAGUAUGUGUGGUGGUUAGACUGUAGGUCUGACACGGUGGUCAGCAGCACAGGAGCGGCGCAGGGGACCGUGCUCUCUCCGGUCCUGUUCACCAUGUACACAUCAGACUUCCAAUAUAACUCGGAGUCCUGCCAUGUGCAGAAGUUCGCUGAUGACACGGCCAUAGUGGAGUGUGUCAGGAAUGGUCAGGAGGAAGAGUAUAGUAAACUGAUACAGGACUUUGUGAUAUGGUGCAACUCAAACUACCUGCGUCUCAAUAUCACCAAGACCAAGGAGAUGGUGGUGGACUUUAGGAGACCUAGGCCUCAUAUGGAGCCAGUGAUCAUUAAUGGAGAAUGUGUGGAGCAGGUUAAGACCUACAAGUAUCUGGGAGUGCAGUUAGACGAGAAGCUAGACUGGACUGCCAACACAGAUGCCCUGUGCAGGAAAGCACAGAGUCAACUGUACUUCCUCAGAAGGCUGGUGUCAUUCAAUGUUUGUAGUGAGAUGCUGAAGAUGUUCUAUCGGUCAGUUGUGGAGAGCGCCCUCUUCUUUGUGGUGGCGUGCUGGGGAGGCAGCAUUAAGAAGAGGGACGCCUCACGUCUUAAUAAGCUGGUAAGGAAGGCGGGCUCUGUCGUGGGCACAGAACUGGAGAGUAUGACAUCGGUGGCAGAGCGGAGGGCGCUGAGUAGGCUACGGUCAAUCAUGGAAAAACCUGAACAUCCUCUGCACAGCACCAUCCAGAGAGAGAGAAGCAGCUUCAGCGGCAGGUUGCUGUCAACGCAAUGCUCCUCAGACAGGAAAAAGAGAUCAUUACUCCCCAACGCCAUUCGGCUCUACAAUUCAACCACGGGGGCAAGACAUGUUAAAGUGCCUUGGUUAGGACUGAGCUUAAGUUACCACUCAAUGCACUUUAAUAAACUAUUUAAGAACUUUUUAAAAGCUAUUUAUGAAUGCUUUUUGGGAGGGUGAUUUUAGAUGCAGAUCAUAUUUAUACUGAAUUAA
Messenger RNA from Hypanus sabinus (Atlantic stingray), 1242 nucleotides. RefSeq lists its product as uncharacterized. NCBI's taxonomy places the organism in Eukaryota, Metazoa, Chordata, Chondrichthyes, Myliobatiformes, Dasyatidae. The transcript is spliced from 2 exons. Gene Ontology annotation, molecular function: methyltransferase activity; 2-oxoglutarate-dependent dioxygenase activity. Bases 202 to 1209 code for a protein of 335 amino acids. The record is from RefSeq and is a predicted model, not a curated record.